Vicia villosa (hairy vetch) is the source of this 921-nucleotide messenger RNA. RefSeq lists its product as uncharacterized. The record is from RefSeq and is a predicted model, not a curated record. The transcript has 4 exons. The coding region runs from base 192 to 716 and encodes 174 amino acids. NCBI's taxonomy places the organism in Eukaryota, Viridiplantae, Streptophyta, Magnoliopsida, Fabales, Fabaceae.
AUAAAAAGCAAAGGGCAAAACAGAUAACAUAAAAGCCCACUCACAAACAGAAAAAUAGAAAAGAAAAGAAAACACUUCAUCAUUUCAUUUCAAUACCAACAAAGCAAAAGAGAAAAAGAAAGAAAGAAACAAUAGAGAGGUUCAUAAAGAGAGGAAUUCGAGGAAGAACAAGGAUUUCGUUGAAGACGAAGAUGAGUGAACAACAGAGUAAUAGCAAUAACCAGUUGGUAGUGCAGACUUCAGGGAGUUUAAGCUUCAGCAGUCACUUGUCUAAGGAAGAUGAAGAGAUGUCUAGGUCUGCGCUUUCAACUUUCAGGGCUAAAGAAGAAGAAAUCGAGAAGAAGAAGAUGGAAGUUAGAGAGAAAGUUCAGUUUCAGUUAGGUCGUGUUGAAGAAGAAACCAAACGUCUUGCUACAAUUCGUGAGGAAUUUCAGGAGCUUGAAGCACUUGCAGAUCCAAUGAGAAAAGAAGUUUCAGUUGUUAGAAAGAGGAUUGAUUCAGUAAACAAAGAAUUAAAGCCUCUUGGUAUAUCUUGCCAGAAGAAGGAGAAAGAAUACAAAGAUGCCCUUGAAGCUUUUAAUGAUAAAAACAGGGAAAAAGUACAGUUAAUUACAAAAUUAAUGGAGAUUGAUCAGUUGGUGAGUGAAAGUGAAAGAUUGAGGAUGAAGAAGCUGGAGGAGCUGAGUAAGAACAUAGAUUCAAUGCAAAUGCAAUGAUUUAUUAGCCAACUGAUUAGUGAAUCUUGUGUGGUAUAUUUAAAGAUGAUGACAUAGUAUUUUUAUGUGUAUGGUUGUCUUGUGAUUUUGUAAUUUUGUGUUUUAACUAGCAUUUGAUUGCUAAUUUAGGAGGGUUAUUAUACUCUACAAAACAGGUUUGUAACUAAAUAUGUUGCAUUUUUAUUCACUUUUCUAUGCUUUGUUC